Messenger RNA from Poecilia latipinna (sailfin molly), 1323 nucleotides. RefSeq names its product voltage-dependent T-type calcium channel subunit alpha-1H-like. Gene Ontology annotation, biological process: membrane depolarization during action potential; positive regulation of calcium ion-dependent exocytosis; calcium ion import. Lineage: Eukaryota; Metazoa; Chordata; Actinopteri; Cyprinodontiformes; Poeciliidae. Bases 49 to 1098 code for a protein of 349 amino acids. The record is from RefSeq and is a predicted model, not a curated record. Gene Ontology annotation, molecular function: calcium ion binding; voltage-gated sodium channel activity; low voltage-gated calcium channel activity. Gene Ontology annotation, cellular component: voltage-gated sodium channel complex; plasma membrane; neuron projection. The transcript has 9 exons.
GAUGUUUUCUGUGUAUGUGUUUGUUCUCAGCCUAUUCCCAACCACAACAUGUGGAUGCUUCUCUACUUCAUCUCGUUCAUCCUGAUGAGCUUUAUACUGCUUGACAUGUUCAUUGGGGUGAUGGUGGAGACGUUCCACAAAUGCCAACGGGAGCAGCGGAUAGCUCAUAAACCCAAGUCAAGGCCGCCCUCUGUGGCCGAAGAUGAGGCGUUUUUCCUUAAGUAUUCCACUACACGUCGAAGAAUACAUUCCGUGUGUACCAGUCCUGCCCUGGAAUACUCCAUUACGAUCUGCAUCUUCCUCAGCACGUUUGUGAUGGGAGCAGAACACUUCCAGCAGCCUAAGUAUAUAUCAGUUCUUUUAGAGUGGGUCUUCUACAUCUUAACCCUCUUGCUGGUCAUUGAAAUCAUGCUGAAGCUCGUCGCAUUUGGCAUUGUGAGGUACCUGAAAGAUAGCUGGAACAUGCUGGACAUUUUUGUCGUCCUGGUUUCUCUAAUCAGCGUUAUUGUGGGCCAGGUGAAGUUCCAGGAGAAGAUCCCAAUCAAUAUGGGCAUCUUCCGUGUGGUGAGAGUCCUCAGACUUGCACAAGUUCUCAAGACCACAAAGAUCAAAGUUUUGCUCAAAACCAUCAUCAGGACUCUGUCACAGGUCGGAAACAUCAGCCUCUUGUUCAUGUUUUUCUUCUUCAUCUAUGCUGCGCUUGGAGUAGAGCUCUUUGGCAACAUCGCAUGCUCCAUAGACUUCCCUUGCCUCGGCCUGCACCGCCUCAGCGACUUCAACAACUUCAUGCUGGCCUUACUGACGCUGUACAAAGUCAGCACAGGAGAUAACUGGAGCGGCAUCCUGAAGGACACGAUGCCAGGGUGCUUGCCUAAUGACGAAACGUGUAACCCCUACCUGACCUAUGCUUCUCCCAUCUUCUUCACCUCCUUCGUCAUCACGGUCCAGUUUGUUCUCGUGAACUUGGUGGUGGCAGUAAUCAUGCAGGCACUGGAUGACAGCAAGAAGGAAGGACAUGGGGAAACACAGAUGAAAAUGAUUGUACUUCUCAGCGAUCCUUCGGUGCCCGGAGAACACAUCGGGGAGGACAGCGACUAAACUCAGAGAAACCGCCAUAUUCUCUUUGUAUUGUUUCAGCAUCUGUUUUAAUGUUAAAACACAGUUUUAAGGAUGUUCUUGCCUUGUUUCUGUAUGAACUAUACAAUGUUUAUACUUUUUAUGUCCGUUUUUACUCAAGUGUACAUAGAGAUGUCAAAUGUGCUGAAGAAUUGUACAAACGCAUGUUAAAUUAUUGAAUAAAUGUAUUUGCCUAAUUUUGAAACA